Synchiropus splendidus (mandarinfish) is the source of this 2507-nucleotide messenger RNA. RefSeq names its product secreted frizzled-related protein 2 (gene sfrp2). NCBI's taxonomy places the organism in Eukaryota, Metazoa, Chordata, Actinopteri, Syngnathiformes, Callionymidae. The coding region runs from base 35 to 958 and encodes 307 amino acids. The record is from RefSeq and is a predicted model, not a curated record. Gene Ontology annotation, molecular function: Wnt-protein binding. Gene Ontology annotation, biological process: non-canonical Wnt signaling pathway; canonical Wnt signaling pathway; negative regulation of canonical Wnt signaling pathway. The transcript has 3 exons.
GGGAGCACACACAGAACUCCAUCCACCCUGACAGAUGCUCCGCUCGCCUCACUCCCACUCAUCUUCCAAAAUGAGGAGCCUCGUCUCAACCCUGACGGUGAUCUGGGUGUCUCUCUGGCCUUGCGUGAAUGCCAUCCAUGGACUCUACAACUUCGGCCAGCACGAUCUAUUCUACAAAAAGAACAACUGCAAGCCCAUUCCCGAAAACCUCCUCCUGUGCCACGAUAUCGAGUACACAGAGAUGCGCCUUCCCAACCUGCUGGGUCACGAGACCAUGAAUGAGGUUCUGCAGCAAGCCUCAUCCUGGAUCCCCCUGAUUCAGAAGCAGUGUCACCCCGACACGAGGAAGUUCCUCUGCUCCCUUUUCGCUCCUGUUUGCCUGGACGACUUGGACGAGCCCAUCCAGCCGUGCAGGUCUCUGUGCGAGAGCGUGAAAGAGGGCUGCGAGCCAGUGAUGACGGCGUUUGGCUUCCCGUGGCCUAAGAUGCUGGACUGUGAGCGGUUCCCACUGGACAAUGACUUGUGCAUACCCCCUGCUGGGCUGGACAACUUUGUGCCAGUCACCAAAGAAGUGCCCAGAGUGUGCGACGCUUGCAAGGAAACUGAUGAAAACGACAACGAGAUUGUUGACAACUUGUGCAAAAAUGACUUUGCUUUAAAAAUCAAGGUCAAGGAGAUCUCCUACAUCAACGGAGACACCAAGAUCAUCCCUGAGACCAAGAGCAAAACCAUCUACAAGCUGAACGGAGUGACCGAUCGUGACCUCAAGAAGACAGUGCUGUGGUUGAAGGACAGCCUGCAGUGUAUUUGUGAGGAGAUGAACGACAUCAAUGCCGCCUACCUGGUCAUGGGCCAGAAGAUGGACGGUCACCUGGUCAUCACGUCCCUGAAGCGUUGGCAGAAGGGACAGCGAGAGUUCAAGAGGAUUUCCCGCAGCAUCCGCAAGCUUCAGUGCUAGAAUCAAAUUAAAAUGAGGUCCAGUGGAAGAAUCUACAUUACCCUUGUAGAAAACUGGUGAAGAUGAAGACGUUUAAUACCAUUCAAUCGUUUCAAAAUGGAGAGGUUGAACUAGACAACUGAAACAAAAGCAUUUUCCAGUGCACUUCUCUAACAUUUCAACAAUAGAUACGUCUGACAUGAAUCUUUAACGCACUAGUUUUUAUUGUUACUGAACUACAGCAAAAUAGUAUUUUUGUUAAAGACGUUGGACAACUUACUUUUAAAUGUUCAUAAGACACAUAAAAAUGAAAACAUCACCAAAACAUCGAAGUCCAAAUGUGUAUACUGCGACAUUUGUCACCUGAAUAAAGUUAGUCCGCGAUGAAUACGUCAAAGACAGACGUGAGGCGUGUCCAAGUGGAGAACCAGGGAACUGCAGGCACGCGACUUUCCUAUGAACAUUUCAACUUCACCUUUUCAAAAAAACUACUUUCCUUCUUCAUGCUAUACAGAAAGACCUCAGGACGGUACCGUCAGGGUCAGAACUGUCGCUGUAUCACCACUUUGCAAAUAGCCACCUGAAGUCGAUCUACGCAGGCGCAUGAACCCACACUUUCCCAGUGACGUCACUACGGCAACUACGCAGUGACGUCUCCAGUUACUUUUGAAAGUUUAAAGCCCCUCGUUAAUUCAGAAUUUGACCAUUUUUAGUGUAAUCUCAUGUUUUUAAGUUAUUUUUCUAUUCUUUAAUGAAUAGUUUGAGCAAUACAGUCACGUCAUUUCGAAGGUUAACAUGUCAAUUAGACGGAUCAAGGGCAAAAGUUGAAUAAACUCCUGAUCAUCAUGAAAUGAUUUCACUUAAUUUCACUCACUCAAUACACAGAAAAUUGUCUUGUCGAUAUCCUGAAGUUGCAAUCUCCCUUCUUAAAAAACACUUUGUGGUGGUGUGAAGUCCAUUAGGAAUUAACAAAACAAAACAAAAAACCCUCUUGAAAUCAUGUUGACAAUAAGACUCUACUUCAGAUGCGACUCACCAACAUGAAAUUAGAGCUUCAGUUAAACCCAAAAAUGGAGAACAAAGAGGAAGUAGUGCAUCAUAUGUGUAUACUAGUAACACAAACUCAAUUGGAAUCAUGCUACAAAUGUAUUCAUCAUAUUUGACACCAUGUACGUGGUUCAGAAAACUGAGUUUAGUUUCUCAAAAGUGAGAUAGCUGGCUAUACUCUUCCUGUUGUUAUUUCUGCGUGUUUGUGUUUGUUUACUACUCCAAGCGUUUGCUUGAUGUCCUUGUAUCCUGUUGAACUCACCUUUUGGCAUUACUAUAUGAUGACUUUGAAUGACAGAUAAAUGUUGUAGUACGAAUGUGCAAUAUAAAGUAUUGAGGACGUGUGUUACUUUGUAAAUAUGAAACGCUCUCGUAUAUUCAUGUUCAAUUAAAGACAUUCUCACUUGCUCAGCUCAGCUCUGCCUGUACGUAACUCGCGAAGCUUUAUGAACCAGAAGCGGCAUUUCAGAGCUCAGCAGGUGGCGCUAUCAUAUAGAAAUGACAUUGAGGUUACAUUAAAAUU